AUAUUUAGAAAAAUUAAAUCUUUAUAUUGUAGGAAGAGAUAAGUUACGUGAAGUGAAAGACUCCGAUUUUAGAUCAGUAGAUUCACACAACUAAACUUCUCUUUGUCUCUCCAGAAACGUGAAAAGCUCAUCCAUGGCAACCGUUCCUCUGGCUUCAACUACUCUAAGAAGGCUUGAGGGCAAGGUGGCUCUCAUCACGGGUGGUGCGGGCGGCAUCGGCGAAGCCACAGUAAAACUCUUCUCCAACCAUGGAGCUAAAGUCGUUAUAGCUGACAUCCAAGAUGACAAAGGUCACUCAAUUUGUCAGGAAUUACACAAAUCAUCAGCUUCUUAUGUUCACUGCGACGUGACAAAUGAAAACGACAUAGAAACCGCAGUGAACACCACGGUUUCCAAGUUCGGUAAACUCGACAUCAUGGUAAACAACGCUGGCAUAACCGGUCCGAACAAAACCAAUAUACUAGAAAACACGUUAUCCGAAUUUCAACAAGUGAUUAACGUUAACUUGGUUGGUGCCUUUCUCGGAACAAAACACGCUUCAAGAGUAAUGAUCCCUGCUAAACGAGGUACCAUAAUUAACACAGCUAGUGUUGCUGGAAACAUAGGUGGUACGACGAAUCACGCUUACACAAGUUCAAAGCACGGCAUAGUGGGGCUGACCAGAAAUACUGCGGUCGAGCUUGGACCGUUUGGUAUUCGGGUGAAUUGUGUGUCGCCUUAUAUUGUUCUCACUCCGAUGGCUAAGAAAUACUUAAAGGUAGAUGAUGAUGGGAUUCUAGGGGUUUAUUCUAACCUAAAGGGUACUAAUCUUAUGCCAAAUGAUGUGGCUGAAGCUAAUCUCUACUUGGGAAGUGAUGAAUCUAAGUAUGUUAGUGGUCAUAAUCUUAUUGUUGAUGGAGGAUUUACAGUUGUAAACAAUGGAUUUUGUGUCUUUGGACAAUCUGUUUGAAGAUGUGUACUUUGAUGUGUGUUUAUAAGAAAUUGUUGUUGUUUGAUAACAAUAAAUAGGCCAUGAAAUUAUGAUAAAGUAGUUUUCUUAUAAACUUUGUUUACUAGAAUACUAUUGGGUGUCAAAUGAGUGUACGCAGUAUAUUAGGGGUCCAUCUAUCACUACCCGAAUAAAUAAUCACUAGCCAAAUAUCCUUCCACGAGUAAAUUUGUGGUCGAUAGAUAAAAUGAGUUUGCACGGUUAA
Molecule: messenger RNA, 1193 nt
Organism: Vicia villosa (hairy vetch)
Lineage: Eukaryota; Viridiplantae; Streptophyta; Magnoliopsida; Fabales; Fabaceae
Product: borneol dehydrogenase, mitochondrial-like
Exons: 2
Coding region: 134-949 (271 amino acids)
Molecular function (GO): oxidoreductase activity, acting on the CH-OH group of donors, NAD or NADP as acceptor
Source: RefSeq, a predicted model, not a curated record